CCCGACUCUGAGACGUUUCUGGUCCUACGCGGCAGGCCGAUCAAAGUUUGACGCCUUCUAGUCGAGGCCCUUUUCGUCCAAACUUGGGGCUUCAACCCAUGCCUUCGUCACUUAGUCGAAUGGAGACUUGCGAAUGGAUCAAGUGCCGUGCCAGAAGGGGGGGGUGCCUUGUCAACUUGCUGUGGAGGGACGAAAAGCAAAGGUCUUUGAGCAAGAUAUAAUAUCUUCUCAAACCCGCUCAUCAGCCCACCAUUGCCUGACCAUCCGUACAUCUCAUUCCAUUGUUGGCCCCUGAUCGCUUGACGCGACCCUUCAUUCCUUUCUCUUGUAAUCCAGUUGCUGUCAUUUGCUGCCGGUCAGCCAAUCAUUCUUUUCAAGAUGCACUACCCAUCCUUUGGCCACUUCCUCUUGGCGAGCAUCCUUGCCGUCCAAGGUGUUCAGUCUUUCAACCUCAUCCCCACGGGUCAGGUCGCCAGACGCUAUGUAGCUCCCGCCUUGGCACUCGCCAUGCCUGCCCUAGCUGCGCCGCAGGCCGCCAGCAUCGAGGCUCGUGAGCCUCACCACCGCGGCAAGAAGACUAAGAAGACUAAGAAGGCCAAGGCCGCUAAGCGCGAAGAGUCUGCUGUUGAUGAGGCCCUUGAGGCCCGUGAUAUCGAGGCUCGUGAGCCCCACCACCGUGGCAAGAAGACCAAGAAGACGAAGAAGGCGAAGGCCGCCAAGCGCGAUGAGUUCGCUUCCGAGGAUGCCAUCGAGUCUGCCGAGCACGAGAUUGAGGCCCGCGAGCCUCAUCACCGCGGCAAGAAGACCAAGAAAACCAAGAAGGCGAAGGCCGCUAAGCGUGAGGAGUCUGCUGUCGAUGAGGCCCUCGAGGCCCGCGACGUCGAAUCCCGCGAGCCUCACCACCGCGGCAAGAAGACGAAGAAGACGAAGAAGGCGAAGGCUGCUAAGCGCGACGAAUCCGCCGUCGACGAGGCCCUCGAGGCUCGUGACAUCGAAGCCCGCGAGCCCCACCACCGUGGCAAGAAGACCAAGAAGACGAAGAAGGCGAAGGCCGCCAAGCGCGAUGAGUUCGCUUCCGAGGAUGCCAUCGAGUCUGCCGAGCACGAGAUUGAGGCCCGCGAGCCCCAUCACCGCGGCAAGAAGACCAAGAAAACCAAGAAGGCGAAGGCCGCUAAGCGUGAGGAGUCUGCUGUCGAUGAGGCCCUCGAGGCCCGCGACGUCGAAUCCCGCGAGCCUCACCACCGCGGCAAGAAGACCAAGAAGACCAAGAAGGCGAAGGCCGCUAAGCGUGAGGAGUCCGCCUCCGACGACGCCGCUGAGCACUCCGUCGAGACCCGCGAGCCCCACCACCGCGGCAAGAAGACGAAGAAGACGAAGAAGGCCAAGGCCGCGAAGCGCGACGAGUUCGCUUCCGAGGACGCCGCCGAGCACGCCGUUGAGACUCGUGAGCCCCAUCACCGCGGCAAGAAGACCAAGAAGACCAAGAAGGCCAAGGCCGCGAAGCGCGACGAGUACGCCGCCGUUGAGGCUCGCGCUUUCACCGCCUAA
Colletotrichum phormii is the source of this 1548-nucleotide messenger RNA. RefSeq lists its product as uncharacterized. The transcript has 3 exons. The record is from RefSeq and is a predicted model, not a curated record. Lineage: Eukaryota; Fungi; Ascomycota; Sordariomycetes; Glomerellales; Glomerellaceae. The coding region runs from base 379 to 1548 and encodes 389 amino acids.